AAUUUCUAAUAUCAAUUUAGGAUCUUUACGGAAAACUUUUUAAUGUUACCUUUACGUUUAAAAAAUAUUUUAUUAAAAAUCAUAAAUGGAUCAUUAGUAGAUUUACCAACACCAUCAAAUAUUACAACAAUAUGAAAUUUUGGUUCAUUAUUGGGAUUAUGUUUAGUAACCCAAUUAAUUACAGGUAUUUUUUUAGUUAUACAUUAUACACCUAAUAUUCAAAUAGCAUUUGAUAGAAUUAUCCAUAUUUACCGAGAUAUUAAUAAUGGUUGAAUAAUUAAAAAUUUACAUGCAAAUGGUGCUUCUAUAUUUUUUAUCUGUAUAUAUUUACAUAUUGGACGAGGAAUAUUUUUUGGAUCAUUUAACUUUAAACCUACUUGAAUUACAGGAACAACAAUAUUAUUAUUAACUAUAGCAGCCGCAUUUUUAGGAUAUGUUUUACCUUGAGGACAAAUAUCUUUUUGAGGAGCUACUGUAAUUACUAACCUUCUAUCAGCAAUCCCAUAUUUAGGAGAAUUUUUAGUACAAUGAUUAUGAGGAGGAUUUUCUAUUAAUAAUGCUACACUAACACGAUUUUUUACUCUUCAUUUUAUUAUUCCUUUUAUUAUUGUUAUAAUAACAAUUAUUCAUUUAAUAUUCCUACAUAACACAGGGUCAAGAAACCCUUUAGGAACUAAUAGUGACAUUGAUAAAUUACCAUUUCAACCUUAUUUUCUAUUAAAAGACAUUGUAGGAUUUAUUUUAAUAUACUUUAUCUUAAUUUAUAUUAUUUUAAUAAAUCCUAAUAUAUUAGGAGACCCAGAUAAUUUUACCCCUGCUAAUCCUAUAAUUACACCUCCUCAUAUUAAACCUGAAUGAUAUUUUUUAUUUGCAUAUGCAAUCCUACGAUCUAUCCCUAAUAAAUUAGGGGGUGUAAUUCUUCUUCUAAUAUCUAUUUUAGUAUUAUUAAUUAUACCUUUUUAUAAAAUAAUAAAUUUCAAAGGAUUAAAUUUUUACCCAUUUAGACAAUUUCUAUUUUGAAUAUUUAUUAGAAUUGUAUUAAUACUAACAUGAAUUGGAAUAAGACCUGUAGAAAAUCCAUUUAUUAUUGUUGGACAAAUAUUAACAUUAGUAUACUUCUUUUAUUUUUUAAUUUAUCCUACACUAACAAAAAUGUGAGAUAUUUUAUUAAAUUAAAUUAAACCAACAAA
This is a messenger RNA of Neodiprion virginianus, 1190 nucleotides long. RefSeq names its product cytochrome b-like. Lineage: Eukaryota; Metazoa; Arthropoda; Insecta; Hymenoptera; Diprionidae. Gene Ontology annotation, biological process: mitochondrial electron transport, ubiquinol to cytochrome c. The record is from RefSeq and is a predicted model, not a curated record. The transcript has a single exon. Gene Ontology annotation, cellular component: membrane. Gene Ontology annotation, molecular function: electron transfer activity.